This is a messenger RNA of Iphiclides podalirius (scarce swallowtail), 1992 nucleotides long. The record is from the annotation of a GenBank genome assembly. NCBI's taxonomy places the organism in Eukaryota, Metazoa, Arthropoda, Insecta, Lepidoptera, Papilionidae.
AUGAACGCAUGGCCAACGGAAGGUAGUGAUGCUAUGGGACCAACGGUAACACGUGCGGUCAGUGCGAUAUCGUGUCAACCACCCCUGAAAAAUGGCGGCGAUUUACGGGAGACUGGGUAUUUGAUAGCCGUUGGGUCUAGAACAGCACGGUUUAGAAGGAAACAUAGGAAAAAGUUGUUAUGGAUAGUCCUCCUAAUCCUAUUAAUAUUAGCUGUCCUGAACCUAGCACUCCUAAUAUACUCCGCCAACCUGGCACUCUCCAUCGACGAUACCGUAAACCCUUGUAACAAUUUUUACCAGUACUCAUGCGGCAAGUGGGCUGAAUCCCACCCGAGGCCCGACGCGUACCGCUCGUACGAUUGGUUUAGAGACAAACAGACAAAAGUGUACACAGCUGUAAGGGACUUCUUCGAAAGGAAAGAAGCAUUGAAUACGACACAAUAUCCUAAGCCAGUACAACAAGCAAAGGACAUGUAUACGGCCUGUAUUGACGUUGAAACGUUGGACAUACGAGGGCUGAAUCCAGUUCUGGACGUUUUAAAAGAAUUGAGACUACCCGUUUAUCCAACACUUAUUAACCUAACAAAUGAUGUGGAUUACAACAACUAUACGUUUGAUUGGCUUGAAGCCGUAAUUAAAAUUAAGAAAAAUCUGGGUAUGGACGUUCUAAUUGGAUUUGAUAUUUUCGCUGACACAAAAAACUCCUCAAUAUACCGAUUGAGUAUGGGCUCACCGGAAACUACAAAUCCAUUUCCGAGCAUGCACAACAAGAGAAAACGUCAUAAAAGAAGAAAUAAGGCGAAACAUUCGAAUUUCUUUCGAUCGAGACAAUCUUCAAGGGAAACGAAAUUUAUUUCUGCCAAAGAAAAUCAUCGUGAAAACAUAAUUGGUGACGAUACUGAGGAAGUGGUCGACGUACUGGCAAUACACACGACUUCGGAGUUACGUUCUGUAUUCGAUAAAUUGUAUGUUGAUUUGGGUGAAGCCUACAACACCGCCGAAUCCUCACCAUCUCGAAGCCUAAGAUGCGCCAGUGCCGUAGACGAUAUGCUCGGUAUGGCUGUCGCAUACGUCCUAGCUGAUCCCAACUUUGUUAAAGCUACCAAGCCUAAGAUCCAAGUAAUGCUUAAAGAACUGAAAAACGCUCUAGCCCACUUAAUCGGCAAAACAAAAUGGAUGGACGACAACACGAAGCUAGAAACGUAUAGAAAGAUAAUCGAUAUGAGAACACUCAUAGGUUUCCCUGAUUGGUUGAUGGAGAGGGGUAAGCUGGAAAUGUUUUACGAGGGGGUGGAGGUGAACAAGGAACACCACCUUGAAAAUAUGAUCAACGUGGUGCAAGUCAAAAUCAAGAAAGCCCUCAAUGGAUUUCGAAAGGUCCACAAUUAUAGCGCAUGGGCAACUAAUCCCACCGAAGUGAACGCAUAUCACACCUUUCAAAAGAAUACAAUAAGUAAUUCCCUUAACUAUGGUGCAUUAGGAACGAUAUUGGGUCAUGAAAUUACUCACGGCUUUGAUAAUUACGGUCGUUUGUUCGAUAAGAACGGCAAUUUCAUACCGUGGUGGACAAAUCAAACGAUCGAGUUAUACGUAAAUAUGACACAGUGCUUCGUGGAGCAGUAUUCCUCAUUCUAUGUUCAAGAGCUUGAUGCCCAUGUUAACGGCAAAAACACGUUGGGGGAGAACAUUGCCGACAACGGCGGUGUAAGAGAAGCGUUGGUUGCACUGAAACACCAUCUAUGGAAAUAUGGACCUGAGCCGAAAUUACCCGGCUUCGAACACCUGACGCCAGAACAGCUUUUCUUUUUGUCCUAUGGAAACCUAUGGUGCGGAGUGGCCACCAAAGACGCGUUAAAAGCUGACUUGGAAGACGAGCAUUCGCCGCAGAUUUUUAGGGCAAUAGGCAGUCUGCAGAACAUGGAGGAUUUCGCAAGAGCCUGGCAGUGCGCUCCAGGAUCAAGCAUGAACCCCAAGAAGAGAUGCGUAAUAUUC